Oppiella nova is the source of this 370-nucleotide messenger RNA. The record is from the annotation of a GenBank genome assembly. Lineage: Eukaryota; Metazoa; Arthropoda; Arachnida; Sarcoptiformes; Oppiidae.
UAAUGAUCCCAACGUUAAGAUAAUGCUCGACACCUACCACUUGCAGAGACUUCACGGGAAUCUAACCCAUUAUAUCAAUGAUUUGGGGCCAUAUGUAGGACACGUGCAGAUAUCUCAGGUGCCCGACAGGGACUGUCCGGUCGGGGAGGGAGAAAUCAAUCACAACUAUGCGUUGAAGCAAAUCAGUCGAGUAUAUGAUGGUUACGUCGGCCUUGAAUACAAAAGUGGGUCCAUUUGUGUGCUGAUAUCAUAUGAUAAAAGCAGCGAUUCUUUCGUGUGGUUGAAUCAAUUCAAAGACCUUUAAAUGAGGCAAUGAAUGCACUUUCAAUUGUCUACACUAAAGUUAAUUAUACUUUAAAUCUAUGCAAAC